Zeugodacus cucurbitae (melon fly) is the source of this 1176-nucleotide messenger RNA. RefSeq names its product odorant receptor 2a-like. Gene Ontology annotation, biological process: detection of chemical stimulus involved in sensory perception of smell; sensory perception of smell. Gene Ontology annotation, cellular component: plasma membrane. The transcript is spliced from 3 exons. Gene Ontology annotation, molecular function: olfactory receptor activity; odorant binding. The record is from RefSeq and is a predicted model, not a curated record. The coding region runs from base 1 to 1176 and encodes 391 amino acids. NCBI's taxonomy places the organism in Eukaryota, Metazoa, Arthropoda, Insecta, Diptera, Tephritidae.
AUGUCGACUAAAGAAGAAGAAGUGCAACUUGCAACAGCGGCAACAACUGCGAACUCCAUUGAUGCAGUCCAAUACAUCUGGCGUUGUUGGCGCUAUCUCGGCAUGCACCCAACCAAGCGUUGUCGUUGGCUUUACUUAACCAUUUCAUUGCUGGUCAAUCUCUUCACGGGCAUCAUCUAUCCAUCAUUGUAUCUGGCAUCGUUCUUUUUGCCAAUCGAUUUCGACGAUAAACUCGCCAAUCUCAGCGUCGUGCUGCCGUUACUCUACACCGCAGGCAAACAGAUUAUAAUGUUCUACUACAUACAGACCGAAUUACCGAAUGCCGCACAACAUUUACACACGCUGGAUAGAUACGUUCAGCAACGACCGGAAGAUAUCGCAUACUUGCGACGCAUCAUGCGUUACUGCGCGUGGAGUUUCUUGACGGUUUUCAUCGGUUUCUGGACCGCUUUGAUUUUCUACGGGCUGCUUGGUAUAGUGCGUCACAGGCUACCCUUCGAGGGUUGGAUGCCUUUCGACUGGCAGAACUCCUUGGGCUUAUAUUUCCUGGCAGGCGUCAUCGAACUAUUUUCGGUGGGCAUACUGCUGACGAACGCUAUCUGUUGUGAUACCUACACGGUGGCAUACUUAUCGCUGCUGGUGGCGCAUUUGCGCAUCUUAAAUGCACGCAUUGAACGCUUGGGUGAAUGUCGGGAGAGAAGUGAGACGCUUCAUUACCAACAGCUUGUGGCGUGCGUGGAGCAACAUCGUGAAUGCAUGAGCUACUACAAAUGCAUACGCGGCUCUAUCUCCGGCACUAUCUUCGUACAGUUCUUUAGUACCGCUUUGGGGUUGAGCGUGCCGGCCGUCACCUUCGUCGGUGGCGAUUACACUUUGUCGCAAAUGAUGAAAUUUUUGAUAUUCUUCUCUGCUAUUAUCAUUGAGGUGGCGCCAUCUUGUUGGCUUAUGGACGAGAUCUUGCUGGAGAUGCGAAAAUUGACUAAUUCGAUGUUCUCAUGUCACUGGCAUCGGCAGAACUUGAAAUUUCGGCGUUCUUUGAUUAUUUUCAUGCAAAUUUCGCAGAAAGUGGAACCUUUGUUGGCUGGAAAUAUUGUGCCUGUCUCUUUGGAGACCUUUACAAAUAUAAUCAAAUUUGCAUUUUCGCUUUUUACAUUACUCAAUCAACUGAAAUCUUAA